UUGAAACCUAGCAUGAAACAAAAACAAUGACAGAUGGGAGAUGGGAUAAGGGAGGAGAGAGAGGGAGGCCACAAAGGUUGAGUCUUUGUAGGUAGAAAGAGAGAAAUGAGCAAAGAGAACAUUGGCAUUGUAAAGGCCUGGGAAGCAAAAGUUAGGAAAUCACAAGCAACAAAGAAGAAGAACAAAAACAACAGUGUCUUUCUCACCAUGAUGUCAGCAGCAGUAGCUCAUGUUGAUGAUGACGAUCCUCCUUGUAAAGAACCUGUAAACCAUGCAGAAAAGAUCCUUUCUAAUGGUGAUUUCUACACAGGCCAAUGGCUUGACAACCUCCCUCAUGGACAUGGAAAAUAUCUCUGGACAGAUGGUUGCAUGUAUCUCGGCGAAUGGUAUAAAGGUAAGACAAUGGGAAAAGGCAAAUUUAGCUGGCCUUCUGGUGCUACUUACGAGGGGGAAUUCAAGGGGGGUUAUAUGGAUGGUAGAGGGACCUAUACAGGUUCUUCAGGUGAUACUUUUAGAGGUUACUGGGUUAUGAAUUUGAAACAUGGAAAUGGUACACAGAGUUAUGCUAAUGGUGAUUAUUAUGAUGGUGAUUGGAGAAGAGGGUCACAAGAUGGACACGGAAGGUACCAGUGGAAGAGUUCGAAUCAUUAUAUUGGUCAAUGGAAGAAUGGCUUGAUGAAUGGUAGUGGAACUAUGAUUUGGAGCAAUGGGAAUAGGUAUGAUGGUUUUUGGCAAGAUGGAUUGCCCAGAGGAAAUGGGAGUUUUAGAUGGCCGGAUGGAAGUUUUUAUGUGGGGUUUUGGAGUAAGGAUCCUAAAGAGCAAAAUGGGACUUGUUAUCCAUCUGGGUCUGUGUCAGAGAAUUUGGAUUGGGAUCCUCAAGAGUUGUUUUUGGAUUUGAAUGAUUGCAAGAUUGCUACUUGUGAAACGAUGUCAAUUUUGCCAUCACAGAAGAUGUUGAGUUGGCCUGGGUUUCUUGAUCAAGGGAAUGCUAAGCCAGUGAAAAGGAAUGGUAAUGAAGGAAGGCUCAGGAGGAUAUCAGUAGAUGGGAGGCUGAGUAACUACAGCGUGGCUUCAUUGGAUAGCUGUGAUGUCUCUAGUGGUUGUGGUGAUGGGGAAUUGAGGGAUGUCGAAGAAGGGUUUGGAAACCUUCAGGUUGAAGAAUUGGAUCCAAAAAUAUAUAAAUUGAGAACACAGCCUGUGAAGAAGCAAGGGGAAACAAUAUCAAAAGGGCAUAAGAAUUAUGAACUAAUGCUCAAUCUGCAGUUGGGAAUAAGACAUUCCGUGGGACGGCCUGCUCCAGCUAUAUCUCUUGAUCUGAAGUCUUCGGCGUUUGACCCCAAAGAAAAAGUAUGGACUAAAUUUCCACCAGAGGGAUCCAAGCACACUCCACCUCACCAGUCUAGCGAGUUCAAAUGGAAGGAUUACUGUCCUGUAGUUUUCAGGACUCUCCGGAAAUUGUUCAAUGUGGAUGCAGCUGAUUACAUGUUAUCGAUAUGUGGGAACGAUGCACUUAGGGAGCUCUCAUCCCCAGGAAAGAGUGGAAGCUUUUUUUACUUGACAAAUGAUGAUCGCUACAUGAUAAAGACAAUAAAGAAGGCAGAAGUAAAAGUCCUCUUGAGGAUGCUGCCAGCCUACUAUAAUCAUGUUCGGGCAUUCAAGAACACACUAGUAACCAAAUUUUAUGGUCUUCAUUGUGUGAAACUAACAGGGCCAAAUCAGAAGAAGGUUCGAUUUGUCAUUAUGGGGAAUCUGUUUUGUUCUGAGUUUUCUAUUCAUCGGCGCUUUGACUUGAAAGGUUCUUCCCAUGGCCGCAUAACUUCUAAACCUGAGUCAGAAAUUGAUCCAACAACCACCCUCAAGGACCUUGAUCUCAAUUACAUAUUUCGGUUGCAGAAAUCUUGGUUCCAAGAGUUUUGCAGGCAAGUGGACAGAGAUUGUGACUUCCUUGAACAGGAGAGAAUAAUGGAUUACAGUCUUUUGGUUGGUCUUCACUUUCAAGAAGCUUCAUGCAGGGAAGCCCUCACACCUUCUCGUACAUCUGGAGUCCGGACCCCCCCUGGAAUUCGCACUCCUACUGGAGUUCGGACUCCCACCGGACUUCACACUCCUACAGGAAUUGGAGAUGAAAGUGAAUCAGGAGCUCCACGCCUUUCAAGAGUGGAUUUAGAUAAGCUUUUCAUGGACCCCUCUCGGCGGGCUUCCAUUAAGUUAGGUAUAAACAUGCCAGCAAGGGUUGCAAAGACCAGAAAAAGAGACUUUGAAGCUCAGCUGAUUGGAGAACCAACCGGGGUGUUACAUGAAGUCGUCCUAUUUUUUGGUAUCAUAGACAUACUACAAGACUAUGAUAUUAGCAAAAAGCUCGAGCACGCAUACAAGUCUAUGCAGUAUGACCCAACUUCAAUCUCUGCAGUUGAUCCAAAGCAAUACUCAAAACGGUUCCGGGAUUUCAUCUUCAGAGUAUUUGCAGAAGACACUUGAAGGGUACAGAUUGAUUAGGAUCUUCUUAUAGCAAACCGUGGCCAUGCAUGUGCAUCCACAUUCUUUGCUAGAGACGGGAGCACUUAAAUGUCGGCUAAAGGUUACUGUUCUCACCAUCUACUUGGCCACUGGGAACGAUUUGUCGCAGCCAGGAAUCGAUGUUUACAAUCCGCAUUGCAUUUCACCUCUCACCAUCAUAUCUGCUAAUUUAGUUACAUAUGAUAUAUCCUAGGAAAGGUAUAUAUACCAGAGCUAUUCGAGCUUCUUUCAAGUGUAAAUGAGUUAACCAGGUGAAGUAUGUAUCUACAUUGAAAUUGAUUCUUUUUGUACCCAUUUUUUCCCCUGGAAUGCGAGUGAAUAUGUACAGAAGGAAAGUGAAAUGGAACUAACUUUAGGGUCUUCAAUCUUUCAACGAAAUUCUCUGUUAACGUA
Populus trichocarpa (black cottonwood) is the source of this 2910-nucleotide messenger RNA. RefSeq names its product phosphatidylinositol 4-phosphate 5-kinase 6. Bases 106 to 2478 code for a protein of 790 amino acids. Lineage: Eukaryota; Viridiplantae; Streptophyta; Magnoliopsida; Malpighiales; Salicaceae. Gene Ontology annotation, biological process: phosphatidylinositol metabolic process. Gene Ontology annotation, molecular function: 1-phosphatidylinositol-4-phosphate 5-kinase activity; ATP binding. The transcript has 8 exons. The record is from RefSeq and is a predicted model, not a curated record.